AUGUCACGGGCCAUUAAUAAGAUAAAACAAGCGGAACCACCUGGUUCAGAUAAUCGAGGCCAUGGUAUACCAACUAAUAAAAUAUCUGAAGAACGUAUGAACUGUGUCCGGAAACAUAUUCAAAAUUUUCCAUCUUACCAAUCGCACUACACAAGGAAUAAGAAUCCCAAUCGUAGGUAUCUAUCUUCUGACCUUAAUGUUACCCUGCUGUAUCGUUUGUACAGUGUGUACUGUCAGGAACAAGUUAUUGUCCCCGUUUCCAGUGAUAUUUAUCGUCGUACAUUCAAUAAUGAGUACAACCUUCAUUUUCAUGUAUCACAAAAAGAUACGUGCUCUAAGUGUGAUGCUUACAAAUUAAAAAAAGCUGCAGCAACAGAUGCUAAUGAGAUAAAACAGAUUGAAGUUGAGCACGAACUCCAUCUUAGGAAGGCCGAGCUGGCACGUACUUCUAUGAAAAAGGAUACAGAAAAGGCCCAGACUGACGAUUCUUACUAUGCAUUCACGUUUGACUUAGAGAAAGCCCUACCUUUCCCAAAACUAACCACAUCUAUCGCAUACUAUAAAUGUAAUAUGUACAUUUACAAUUUGGGCUGCCAUGAGCUAUCAACUGGCUUAGGCUACAUGUAUGGAUGGGAUAAAACAACAGCGUCGAGAGGAUCUCAGGAAAUCAGUGCCUGUGUCACAAAGCCCAUAGAAUUACGCCGUGAUUCAGUAAAAAUCUCAUUGUUGUGUUUUGAGGAUCUUUUGUUUUUUCGGGAUCAAUUUACGGAUAGGGAAAGCAAUUGCAAUAGUGAAGAAACAAGUGGCAUUGAAACUGUGUUAAUAAAUGCAAAUUUGGGUGACGAAGACAUAAAUGUGACCCAGAAAAAUGAAUUUGAAGAGUCGUUCAUUAGUGAUGUGGAAAGUGCAGAAUUACGAACCCCACAAUUAAAAAGACUUAAUAAACGCUUAUCAGAUUAUGAACGAAACAUUUAUUUGUCUUCAAGUAGACAAAAACUGGAACCAGCAGAAGAAUCACUGAGAGAACUCUUUAAGGCUAUUUUAAAAUUAAGCCAAUCUUCUAGUGAGGACUCCUUGACAAUUUGGUGA
This is a messenger RNA of Diabrotica balteata, 1089 nucleotides long. The record is from the annotation of a GenBank genome assembly. Lineage: Eukaryota; Metazoa; Arthropoda; Insecta; Coleoptera; Chrysomelidae.